CAAAAGCUGCUUUCUUGCUUUCUCGUGUUUUCGUUGUCUGCUGUUUCCCACCUUGCGCAAAAAGUUUUCAAGUAGAGGCCUUAUUUUGCGAUGGAAAAUAGUUCAAAAUAUACUGUUUACCAAUUAGAUCAUAGCCAAAUUCAGCAGAUUCUUUAUGUAAGUGGAAAAAAGAAAAGAAAAUGGAAUAGUAAAAGUGGUGGGGCUGGAUUGUCUCGCGACUACUCCCGUGCAUUGAAACGUCAGGCAACUGACAUUCUCCUAAAGUGGAAAAAAAAUGGUGUUCCACCUGAAGAAUGGAACAAACUAAAUGAUUCUUCGAGUAAUGUUGCAGCAGUCUUCAGUCUGGUGCAGAAAACUUGUGACGUUUCUGCCGAAGUUUUCAUUGGCCGAUCAGAGAUAUCUAGUAAUUUUGUAGCAAAUGACCAAGCAUCGUCAACCACAGUGAAUCAAUGUACAUCAGCCACUUAUUUAGAUGAAAGGGCCGACUGGGACUAUAUGCAUCAGCAAAUGGUUAAUCCGGAAGAGAGCAUAAUUGGAAAUGAAUCACUGACUAGUGAAGAAGACGAUAGUAGUAGCAUGGAUGGCGAGCAAGUUGGAGACGACGAAAGUCCUAUUCUGUUGCUAUUACCUCAUACUAUUCCUAUGAAAAUGCUUUCAUUUAAAAGACUGCUACAAUAUCACGCAGUGUACACAACCCAAAAGAAAAGCCAUGUUACUUACUUUUUGCGGCUGCGACAUCACUAUCGACCAGCUAUAGAUUACGACACUCUUCCUACUACCGGAGAGCAGUUACUGAGAGUAGAAAGCAGUAAAGCUUUCAUAGAAAGGGUAGUUUUGCCCAACAUUGUAGAAGAUGAAGAGGCGGAAAUCACUGUUGAUUCUUACAGAAUCUAUAAUGGCUCACCAUCUCCGGAAGUUGCUGCCAGACCUGGAGAAGCUGCUGCUGGACCUUGUGCGGUUUCUGCUAUACCUAAUACAGCUACUGCUGGACCUGAUGCGUUUGCUGCUAGACCUGAUGUUCCUGCUGCUAUGUCUGAUAGGUCUGCUGCUAGGUCUGUUGAACCUGCUGCUAGGUCUGAUGCGUCGGCUGGUGUACCUGAUGAAGGGAUUGAUUUUAGACGUGAAAGGAGGCCAGUGCGCAAGCUGUCACCGGUUAUCUACCAUUUGGACGAUAAAGGGGAAGCCAAAUAUGUUCAUUUUGGUUUGGAAAAUGGAAUUACAAGGGAUUCGCCGGGUGUGUUUUUCAAGCAUGCUGAACUCAUUCAGUAUGCUAGUAUCUACAAAAAACAUCAAGACAUUCUUCCUCCCUCAAUUACCAAAAAGAUCAAUCGAUUUGAUGAAAACGAGCAAAUUUUGCAUGUCAAACGGUUGCUUCGCGCUGACGGCCAUAAUGCAGGCAUCAGCAGUUCAGCACAGCCAGCCUCGACCACCCCUAAAAAACUACCGCACUUCACCAUUGAUUUAAAUGCUGACGGUGUUCAACUAUUUCAGAGUUCCGAAAAGAACAAAUGCAUCCCCAUAAUGAUGGUAGUUCAUUCGGUAAAAGAGCAGCUUUUUCCGACGCUCCUCCUAUAAUAUUGAAAACACAAUUCCCCGUAAUAAUAGGUAUUGCUCAUGGUCGCGGGAAACCAUGCGUAAACAGAUUCUUAAAUCCUCUAAUGAAAGAGCUUCAGAGGCUUGACCCAGACAACGGCAAUCCUGCUAUUGUAUCCGUUAGAGAAUUCACCGUUUCGAUUAGAUGCGUAGUAUUCUAUGCUUUUGAUGGGCGGUUUCAAUCCUAAACCCGUAUCAUCCGCAGAUAUUGUUGAAAGCAAGUAAGUUUUACGAUUGUACGUGCAGCAGUUGAAAGAUUUAAAGUACCCAAUUAGGCCAACCACUCACGCUAUUAUUCAUCUACCUGAAGAUGCUCAUAAUUUUCAAUGCGGUGUAGAAACUUUAAGCGCAUUUGUUUUUGAAUAUUUUCUCCGUUUUUUUUUCGGAAUGUUUUACGGUCGGGAAACAGGCCACUUGAACAAAUUAUGAAUCGAUUGAUGGAAAGACACAAGUAUUUGUUGCCAACAACUGCCGAUGGAGAAAUUAUGGGUAGCUUUGAGAGACUGAAAGUUGAACUUGCCUUUCAUGAUGUACGCAACUCAAAUAAAAAAAUUGUGAUCACUAAUAAUAUUUUUAUAAUAACAUAUGAUUAUGCGUUUUUAUUUGAAUGUUUUCAUACGUGCUUGUUUGGUGUAAUCAUUACAAUGACGGGUGAAAGAG
This is a messenger RNA of Daphnia magna, 2253 nucleotides long. RefSeq lists its product as uncharacterized. The transcript has 5 exons. NCBI's taxonomy places the organism in Eukaryota, Metazoa, Arthropoda, Branchiopoda, Diplostraca, Daphniidae. Bases 91 to 1575 code for a protein of 494 amino acids. The record is from RefSeq and is a predicted model, not a curated record.